AUGAACGAUUUACCUGAGUACAUUAAUGAUGCGUUCGUGCUAGUGUACGCCGAUGACGUGAAAUUGUUUUACCCGGUGAAGAACAGUAUUGACUGUUGCAAGCUACAGGCUGAUUUGGACAACUUCAAAACAUUUUGCGACAGAUGUGGUUUGAUGAUCAACACUUCGAAAUGUUGCGUUUUAACUUUCUCGCAUAAGGUCUCGAAUGUCACACAUCACUAUCACAUAGGAGAUUUCGAUUUACAACGAUCGGACACAGUACGCGACCUGGGGGUGAUUAUGGACAAGAAACUGUCUUUCAACGCACAUAUCGAUGGAGUGAUCUCGAAAGCCUUCUCAAUGUUCGGUGUAGUAAAACGCUAUGCAAAUGAUUUUGAUGAUCCGUAUACAAUUGUGACACUGUACACAGCUUUGGUACGAUCAAGUGUGGAAUACGCAGGAAUUGUUUGGACACCUCAGUAUACUAUCCACAAACAGCGAUUGGAACGUGUCCAAAAGAAAUUUGUUCGAUUCGCACUUCGUAACCUGGGUUGGCGUGAUGGUUUAGCACCUUAUGUAGAUCUGUGCAGAUUAAUAAAUCUAAAUUCGCUGGAUUGCAGACGAAAGAUAAACGAUGUACUGUUCCUGAAGGACCUCCUAACAGAACGGUUCUAUUCGCCAUAUCUUCUCAGUCAAGUAACGUUUAACGAAGGUAACAGAAAUUUGAGGAGAGUUCGCCAGUUCCAGUUACCCACGAGAAACACGAACUACAGCAUGAACGAACCGGUUCGUCGCAUGAUGUCUAUGGCAAAUGACGUACAGAAUGUAGCAUCGAUAUUAGAUUCUAGACAAACAAUUAGAGAUAAGUUGAAAGUGCAUUUUAUGUAA
This is a messenger RNA of Sabethes cyaneus, 867 nucleotides long. RefSeq lists its product as uncharacterized. NCBI's taxonomy places the organism in Eukaryota, Metazoa, Arthropoda, Insecta, Diptera, Culicidae. The transcript has a single exon. Bases 1 to 867 code for a protein of 288 amino acids. The record is from RefSeq and is a predicted model, not a curated record.